This is a messenger RNA of Hibiscus syriacus, 1216 nucleotides long. RefSeq lists its product as uncharacterized. Bases 224 to 1036 code for a protein of 270 amino acids. The transcript is spliced from 2 exons. The record is from RefSeq and is a predicted model, not a curated record. NCBI's taxonomy places the organism in Eukaryota, Viridiplantae, Streptophyta, Magnoliopsida, Malvales, Malvaceae.
AUUCUGACAAGCGAAGGCACUGCAUCUGUUCAUAUCAACAGACAUUAGUCAUGUACUCAUGUCUUCCCUCGGUUUUUGUUUUCUAUUCUAAACACAUCACCCUCCUCUUUCAAAAUCCGAAGAAACAAGCUCUUCUUCUUCUUUUUCUCGGUUUAAAAUCCAUGGCCUGAGUACACUUGAACAAGUAUCUUCCUGUAAAACCCCCACUAAUCUGACAUUCACCAUGUGGAAGUUUGUUUCUAAGGCCUUUACCAGAGCCAGCAGGUCGAAACCAGGUUCGUUGAAACAAUCUAAGGUUUAUUCCGAAUGCUCCGAUGAUGAUUUGUCUUUGAACAACCAUGGAGAGGAAAGAUUAGAAUGCCCGAUAUGCUGGGAAUUCUUCAACGUUGUGGAGAAUAUACCGUAUGUUUUAUGGUGUGGCCAUACAUUAUGUAAAAACUGUGUCUUAGGGCUGCAGCGUGCUGCUCUGAAAUACCCUACAUUACCUAUCCAUCUUCCAUUCUUCGUGGCUUGCCCGUGGUGUAAUCAAUUCUGUUUGAGAGUGGUCUAUAAGGGGAACAUCAAGUUUCCGAGCAAGAAUUACUUUCUUCUCUGGAUGGUUGAGAGCAUGAAUGGUGAUAGGUCGAAGUUGAAUUCUCCGAUUCAUAGGUGUCAUCCACCUGCAUGCACUAUAAAUAGAACAAGUGAAGGGGGAAAUCAGCGUAGAUGUAUAAACACUAGGCGAGCUUCAUGUGCAAUCCACCGUUCGGAAAAUUCAACAUCCAAUCUUAAUCAAAUCCGCCUAGUCACCAGCUAUUUCAGUGCUGGAAGACUCCAAUCGUUGCUCCGUAAGUCCUUGGUUUUCCUUCUGCACUUAACAGUUAAGUUCCCUUUGAUUGUCAUAUUUCUUUUAAUGGUCUUAUAUGCCAUACCUGCCAGUGCAGCCAUUUUCUCCCUGUACAUUCUUAUCACCGGCCUGUUCGCCGUUCCAUCGUUUCUCAUUCUGUAUUUUGCUUUCCCGAGUUUGGAUUGGCUAGUGAGGGAAAUCUUCAGUUAAAACUGUCCUUAAUAUUCCCCUUUCUUUUGUGUGACUCCAUGUUAGAUACCAUGAAAAGCUCUGUUUAUGUUUCGAAUCAGCCGUGUUCGUUUUGUUAUCUUUUUACUGCAAUUGAUGUUUAGAUGGUCAUGCAAUAUUGCAAUUGCCUUCCCUCCAUCAGUGCUUUGAAUAAAAAAUCAA